UCAUGGCUUCAUCUUCUGUCAGCUUCUUGCUUCUCUUCAUCACUGUCCACACAGCAGGUAGGACCAAUACUCUGAUCACUGAUCAAUGCUCACUGAGGUUUAAUCUCUUUCUGUUUUGUCCCUCAGAUGGAUUUAUGCAUUAUUAUACGGCACGCUGUGUGUUUAACUCCACUGAGCUGAAGGACAUGGAGUACAUCUACUCUUUCUAUUACAACAAACUGGAGUUAAUAAGGUUCAGCAGCAGUUUGGGGAAGUUUGUCGGAUACACUGAGUUUGGAGUGAAGAAUGCAGAAAUGUGGAACAAAGAUCCAGCAAGGCUGAGCAGGGAGAGAGCUCAGAAGGAGACAUACUGUCACCCAAACACUGAGAUAUGGUACCAAAAUGUUCUGUCUAAAUCAGUUCCGCCCUACGUAGUCCUGCACUCCACAGCGCCUCCUCCUAAACACCAUCCAGCCAUGUUGGUCUGCAGCGUCUACGACUUCUACCCCAAACAGAUCAAAGUGAGCUGGUUCAGAGACGGAAAGGAGGUCACCUCAGGAGUCUCCUCCACUGGUGUGAUGGAGGACGGUGACUGGUACUAUCAGAUCCACUCUCGCCUGGAGUACACACCCAGGUCUGGAGAGAAGAUCUCUUGUGUGGUGGAACAUGCCAGCCUAAAAGAACCUCUGCGGAUCGACUGGAAUCCGUCCAUGUCUAAGUCAGAUAAAGAAAAGAUUGCCAUUGGAGCCUCAGCACUGAUUCUGGGUCUGGUCUUUGGUCUGGCUGGAUUCAUCUACUACAGGAGCAAGACCCCAGAUCUGUUUUUGCUUGAUUCAGAGAAAACCAAGAUCGCCAUUAAAGGGUCAGGACUGACUCUGGAUCAGGUCUUAUCUCUGGCGAAAUUCAUCUUCUCCAAGAAGAAGGCCCAAGGACGUUUUCUAGGUCCUUCCUGACUGAGGAAAGGUUCUGGUCCUGAUCUUAUUCCUGAUUCUGGUUCUGAUCUUGUUCCUGAUUCUGGUCCUGAUUCUGUCUGUCAGAUGACAGAAAAUGCCGUUGCAGCUUCAAUCUGCUUUCAGAUGAUCCUUUCUGGACUGGACUCUCUAAACCUGGUCCAGGUCUGGAGUCUGAAGCUCAGCUGGACUGGACCUGGUCCAGGACCACCACAGUGUGAAUCCAGUCCUGCUGGUUGUUCCACUUGUUUCAGUUGUGUGUUCUGGUCCAGUCGUGGAUCAGGUUUAAUGUGGACUCUGGUGUAUGUGCUGGAUCUGGUCUCUGCAGCUUCACUGUGUUAAAUGAAUCAUUUUCAGCUUUUUCUAUCUGCAGACCGACGGCUUUGAAAGCUUGUUACUAAAUGUUUGACUGAUUUGUAGCUGCAGCUCAACUGAUUCACAUUUAUCCUUUUUAACUGUAUAAUUUUGAUAAACUGUCACACAAUCUGA
This is a messenger RNA of Amphiprion ocellaris (clown anemonefish), 1418 nucleotides long. RefSeq names its product H-2 class II histocompatibility antigen, E-S beta chain-like. The coding region runs from base 3 to 932 and encodes 309 amino acids. Gene Ontology annotation, biological process: antigen processing and presentation of exogenous peptide antigen via MHC class II; immunoglobulin production involved in immunoglobulin-mediated immune response; immune response. The transcript has 7 exons. Gene Ontology annotation, molecular function: MHC class II protein complex binding. The record is from RefSeq and is a predicted model, not a curated record. Gene Ontology annotation, cellular component: MHC class II protein complex; membrane. NCBI's taxonomy places the organism in Eukaryota, Metazoa, Chordata, Actinopteri, Pomacentridae.